Rhineura floridana is the source of this 3811-nucleotide messenger RNA. It is a transcript of the gene P2RY12, whose product is annotated as purinergic receptor P2Y12. Gene Ontology annotation, biological process: G protein-coupled receptor signaling pathway; blood coagulation. The coding region runs from base 1041 to 2042 and encodes 333 amino acids. The record is from RefSeq and is a predicted model, not a curated record. Gene Ontology annotation, molecular function: G protein-coupled purinergic nucleotide receptor activity. Gene Ontology annotation, cellular component: membrane. The transcript is spliced from 8 exons. NCBI's taxonomy places the organism in Eukaryota, Metazoa, Chordata, Lepidosauria, Squamata, Rhineuridae.
AGUCAUAGGCUUUUUACAUGUGAACUGCAUGGGACUACACAGGCAAAGGCUAAAAGCCUGGAGAUAUUGUAAAGUAUGCAUCUUCAAGAUCACGCCUGGAUCCCCCAACCUUUUGGUUGGCUGGAGGGGGCAGGUGAGGAAGAGGCAACUCCACUGUGUGCGUGGAAAUCAGCAGAGCUACAGCAUUAGAAACAGACUAGCAUGUCUACUCGGUGAUGAAAUGUAGGGGAAUGCAACUCCAGUACUUUUUUCAGAGCAAGAACAACAGCUUCAUCUGGGGAGCACCAGUAAUUGAUGGGUCCUCCUUGAUCUGGCAAGUGAAUCCAGUGUUAAUGAAGUUUUCAGAAGAAAUCACAUGUGCCUCAACUUCAUUCUCUGCCCCAGUUAUAACAGCCUGACUGCACGUUACAUUCCCCAGGAUAAUCCAAACAUGAGGAUCCUGCAGUUAAUAAGUGUGCCUCUCGUAACUCCCUCUACACUGGUGUUAAAGGACACUGGAAGCUCAGCAAUAGACAUUCAGAAGUGUUACUUAGCCAAUUUACAUUGGAAGAUGAGUGCCAGAAUAUAUUGAAGCUUAUGCCACAGCCACAUAGACUUGUGUGUCUAUCCUGGAACAGUGGGACUGUGUUUUGUAGCCUAUAUCUUUUUUCUCUUAUUUUUUCUUAACAACGACAAGAACAACAAACCCUCUUUCCUUUCUGGGACAGUAAAAGUACAGAAACUGAAGCCGUCACCCGGAAUUUGAAACUGACUGUAUUCCAGCUGCUUAAAAUAAGAGAGCAUCGUAAGGACUUAAGCCCAUUACUUCCUCUUGCCUGUCCUGACUCACUUGCUUGGGCUUCUCCUUUAUGGGACAAAGAUUAUUUUGCUGAUGGAGUCUAUUAAAUGAAUAUUGCCUUAAGACAAUCAGUCACACCUAAACCAAAAAAAGGGGCAAGAGAGAACAACACACUUUCACCCCAGCAAAUGCAACCUUCCAGUGCAGGCAAACCCAAGCACUCUGUUUUCUACAUCUGAUUAAGGAAGAAAAUAAAACCCAAAUGAAACCUGAGUACAGCCCUCCUGGAAACAGCAGCAACUGCAGCACCGAUAACAGGAUGAAUCAAGUUCUUUUCCCCUUGCUAUACACUAUUAUCUUCUUCGUGGGUAUCAUUAUGAAUGGACUAGCUAUGGGGGUCUUUUUCCAAAUAUCCAGCAAAUCAAAUUUUAUCAUAUUUCUCAAGAACACAGUCAUUUCUGACAUCCUCAUGAUCCUAACAUUUCCAUUCAAAAUUCUCAGUGAUGCAAACCUGGUGUCCUGGGAAUUAAGGGGGUUUGUUUGCAAGGUGACUCAGGUCAUAUUUUACUUCACCAUGUAUAUCAGCAUUAUUUUCUUGGGCCUUAUAACUAUUGAUCGGUAUUUGAAAACUGCCAGACCCUUCAAGUCAUCAAGAACUAGCAAUGUAUCAGCAGCUAAGAUUCUAUCCAUAGUUAUCUGGAUAUUUAUGUUUUCUCUGUCCCUUCCAAAUAUGAUUCUGACGGAUAAGAAGCCAACACGUGAGAAUGUGAAGAAAUGUGCUAACCUGAAGUCUGAUUUUGGGUUACUGUGGCAUGAAAUUGUUAACUAUGUUUGCCAGUUUAUUUUCUGGGUUAACUUUGCCAUCAUAGUUGUAUGCUACACACUGAUUACACAAGAACUAUACAAAUCCUACAAAAGGACAAGACAUAUCAGACAGACAAACAAAAAGACUGUGAAUAUCAAAGUUUUCAUUAUAAUUGGCGUGUUCUUCAUUUGCUUUGUGCCUUUUCAUUUUGCCAGAAUUCUUUACACCUUGAGCCAAACAAGAGAUGUUUUUGAGUGUUCCACACAGAACACAUUGUAUUACAUAAAAGAGAGCACCUUAUGGUUGACUUCCCUAAAUGCAUGCUUAGAUCCAUUCAUAUAUUUUGCUCUCUGUAAAUCCUUUAGAAAGUCUCUCCUAAAUACAUUGCAUAAAUGUGUAACCAAAACAAGAAGGGAUAAAAAUACAGAAACUACUGAUGAUGAAACAACACCAGUAUAGACAAACAAGAAUUCCAUAUAAUAUAACCAAGUGUGUUUUGCACUCCUUUCAAUGCAUACAUUUGCUCUAAAAGUGAGUCUGUGUUUGUGCUUCUACUGAUAUCAUGAAUCACAUGUAGUCUAUGAUGCUAACAAAUAUCUGCUGAAUGAGAAUAUCAGCACAACACUGUCACCGCUGCAUCUUCUUUUUCAAUAUUACAGCUACAGGCAGUAAAGGACACUGGAAAAAGUGGAUGAGGUGAUGGAAGCAGGGCCGGGUUAUCCAUUAGGCUUAGUAGGCUGAAGCCUAGGGGCCCGGAGCUUUUGGGGGCCCGUGGGGCACUGGCCUGAGGACCCCUGGAGCUACAGGGGGCCCUCUGCUCUCCUUCCGCGAUCCGCAGAAGCAUCUGUGUACAGCCAUCCCCCCGCUUUACCUACCUUUCCAUUGUUUUUUGUGGCACGCAGAUUUGCCAUCAAUAAAGAUGGCGGCCGAGGUUUCCUUAAGGGGCUGAAGCCUCUGCUGCCAUCUUGGCUGAUGGCAUGCACGCAUGCUACACGCGUGCGUUACUGCCAUCAACAAAGAUGGCGGCAGAGGCUUCAGCUCCUUAGGGAAACCUCAGUCGCCAUCUUGAUUGAUGGCAAACCUGCACGCGCCGCAAAAAACAAUGGAAAGGUAGGUGAAGCGUAGGAAUAGGGGGGCCCAAACACCAAUCAGCCUAGGGGCCCUCCUCAGCUUAAUCCGCCCCUGGAUGGAAGUGUUCCUUAAACUAAAAGCACACAAAAUAAAUCUAUAUUCAUAAAAAACACAGACCAACUACAUACACUCCAAAAUCUGGUAAUGUUACACGUCUCAUGGGCUUCUUUGGAUCCAGUUCCCAUGUUUGCCUGGGAUUCAGCAGCCUGCAAUAAGUGGGAAGGGGGCACACAAGGACAGCGAGGCAAAAUUGUUGAUUGUACCCUAGGUCACUAAAAUGAUUUUUUUUUCUAUUUAAAACUGAUUCCCUUGAAGAGCCUCUUGGCUUAAUACACAUUGGAGUUUUUUAAUCAUAACAUUCUACUUCAUGGUUUAGAGGUCUUACUUGCGUAACCCACUCAAGUGGGCAUCAAAAUCUUUUGGAUACUAACUUUAAGACCAUGUUGGUGCAAUUCUUCAAUAUAUAAUUCUGUGUCCCUUAAAUUUUUGAAAACUAAGAAUUGUACUUUAAUUCUAGGAUUCAGCUACCACAAUGAUUAAACAACAAAGACUGAGCAGAAGUUGUUUCCUUUUUUCUGAAUUACAUCAGAACCAUUGUUCUCUGCUUGUUGCAUACUUGUAUAUUAUUGAAUAGCUUGUAAACCAAUUGAAAAAUGAAAUGGACUGCCUUCAAGUCGAUUCCGAUUUACGGCGACCCUUUGAAUAGGGUUUUCAUGGUAAACGGUAUUCAGAGGGGGUUUACCAUUGCCUUCCUCUGAGGCUGAGAGGCAGUGACUGGCCCAAGGUCACCCAGUGAGCUUCAUGGCUGUGUGGGGAUUUGAACCCUGGUCUGUCCCAGGUUGUAGUCCAACAGCUUAACCACUACACCACACUGGCUUGUAAAUGAACUAGCACUUGCUAAAGUGUCAAAAGUUCAUUUUAAAAAAAGAGUAAUUCCUGGACUUUAUCAGACAAAGGCAUUUAGGGAAUGAAAGUUACUCUGUCAGAAAUGCAGCUCGUUUCUAUUAUGAAGAAAUAAUACAUUUGGCAGCUUCAUGUAAGACUCGCACAAAAGCAAAUGUAAAGUAUGUGGAGGAAAUAAAUGCUGCCUAGCCAUG